AUGAACAACAGCUUUCAGUUGUCCAGUGGCUCUGGUUCCCUGACGUCUGGGGACAUGUCUUAUGAUAAGUAUACUCGGAUAGAUCACAAGCGUGGUCAUCGGUGGUUUAUAGGUAAUUCUGAGCAAGAGCUAUUUUCUAAUAAGAAGCAAGCAGUAGAAUCCGUUCAUGAAAUUCAAACCCCGGCAUCCACAGCUUUGACCGGUUCCUUUUUGCACGGUGGUUCAAGCUCUUGGUCGGGAGGUCAAAGAAAUGACUUUGACCCUUAUGUCCCUAAGCUCGUCCCGAGUCCAAUCUUCGCUGAUGAGAAUAAUUCCCCAGAUUACCCUGCCUCUGUCAAUAUGGGAAAGAUGAGUUUCGAGAACCGAUUCAAAAAUGAUUCAUUAAUUAGUCAAAGCAUGUCCCAGGCAGCAGAAGAUCCUCAGUUCCACAACUCCGCUCUUAGAAAAGUCAGAGUCAACGAGGUGACUGCCCGACAUAAUAGCUCGCCCGAGCCCUUAGGGAGCAGUAUCUUCGUCCCUGUGGAGAGCAACAAAAAUAUAAUGGGUAGUUACUUUCUGAGGUCCAGUAACAAUUACAUUGGUUCUGGGCUUACUUACAACUCCAUACUGGAUCCUGCCUCCAGCAAGACAAAUGGGUAUUUCACGCUGAACAAUCACUACUACAACGAGAUUAAUAACAGCAUGCUAUCCAUUGGACAGACAUUUGACCAAGGGAGUUACUAUAACUCGUUGGGCCAUUACGGAAAGGAGAAUGCCAAAUUCAUGCCGGCCGGCCCUGUUUACGGCAAGGUCCCGGAUAAUUUCUUCGCCGUGGACCCAUUUUACGCUAAAGCAAACGAAACUUUAAUGCCCACCGGUUCUGUUCAGGAUGACAACAAUGCCGCCAUUCCCUACAGUGAUGAGACCCCUGAUCUCCCAUCGAUAGUCGAGAACUCUGACAAGGGAAAACAGAGUAAGACCAUAUCCGUUGCAGGUUUUGUGGGUCCGGAGGAGAGGGGCUUCAUGUGUAGUAGCUAUGGUGUUCUGCCUAAUUAUCACUCUUCUGCUCAGUCCAUGGAGGCAUCAAGGGAAAAAGAUGCUGAAGUGCAACAAAAUGGGAAUGUGAACCCACGGGCCACCUCAAAAGGUGAUGGGCCCAAAAAGGUUAAGGAUGGGAAGGCCAAAAAAGAGUCGUCUAGCAAUUUUCCUUCUAACGUGAAAAGCUUGUUGUCGACGGGAAUAUUCGAUGGGGUCCCAGUGAAGUAUGUUUCUUGGACGAGAGAGAAAAGCCUUAGAGGGGUGGUAAAGGGAUCUGGUUACUUGUGCAGCUGCGAGGAAUGCAAGCUUUCCAAGGCUAUUAAUGCUUAUGAGUUUGAGCGUCAUGCUGGAGGCAAAACCAAGCACCCAAACAACCAUAUCUUCUUUGAAAACGGGAAGACUGUAUACGCCGUGGUCCUGGAACUGAAGGCUACCCCUCAGGAAAAGCUUUUUGAAGUGAUACAAAACAUCACUGGCUCUAUUGUCAACCACCAAAAUUUCACUACUUGGAAAGCAUCCUAUCAAGCUGCAACCCGUGAACUUCAGCGUAUAUAUGGGAAAGACGAAGUCGCUGUGUCAUCUUGA
Molecule: messenger RNA, 1602 nt
Organism: Striga hermonthica
Lineage: Eukaryota; Viridiplantae; Streptophyta; Magnoliopsida; Lamiales; Orobanchaceae
Source: the annotation of a GenBank genome assembly